This is a messenger RNA of Rhododendron vialii, 776 nucleotides long. RefSeq lists its product as uncharacterized. The record is from RefSeq and is a predicted model, not a curated record. Bases 80 to 466 code for a protein of 128 amino acids. Lineage: Eukaryota; Viridiplantae; Streptophyta; Magnoliopsida; Ericales; Ericaceae. The transcript is spliced from 2 exons.
AAACUUGGUAGUAGUUCAAAAGACAAAAGACUAAGGUCGUGUUUGGUAUAUAUAUAUAUUGAAAACAUUUCUUGUCUUGAUGGCAUACAUAAACAUGUUCAACAAUGAGCAACAGCAAGGCCACUGCACUUCUAUCCCGAGGAUAUCCUUCUCCAGUGACUUUGCCGAUUCGCAACAAGCGGUUAAACCCGAAAACAGCUACAGGGAACCCCCCGUGUCCUCCGAUUUCGAGUUCUCCCUCUCCAACUUCGGCAUGAUCGCUGCGGACGAGCUUAUUGUCAAGGGAAAGUUGUUGCCUCUGAAAGAACUCCUUGCCGACGAAGAAGAAGACGACGAGUACGAUACCGUUUUCCAGAGGCCUCCGAAGAGUUCCGGUCGAUGGAAGGGGAAGUUGGGUCUAAAGAGAUCUCAAUUUUUACCAAAGAAAGCUGAGAAGGGCCAGGAGCUAUAUAAAAGGCCUAAUUGAUGGACUGCUAGUGGUAAUGGAGGAGGAAAAGUAAUGUAGAAUCAUGGGCAUUGUCUAAAGGAAUCAAGGAUUUUUGGAUGCUAAUGCUAAAUAGAAGUACAGGUUUGGCUGGAAGUAGAGAUCUUAAAGGCUUGUUUGUUUGGUUUAACUCUUUAUCAUUUUUCUCAUUCGAAUCGUGUACGCAUGCAAAUGGGGCCUAUUUUAUUCUGUACAAAUGUCUGCUGAAAGAAUUUCAAGUAGUAUGCUUAACAUGUAUUUGAUUGAUCUAGUCUAUGUGUAAUGCAAUAAUCCUUUGCUAGCUAUUUUUUCA